Brassica oleracea var. oleracea is the source of this 402-nucleotide messenger RNA. RefSeq lists its product as uncharacterized. The coding region runs from base 1 to 402 and encodes 133 amino acids. The transcript has a single exon. NCBI's taxonomy places the organism in Eukaryota, Viridiplantae, Streptophyta, Magnoliopsida, Brassicales, Brassicaceae. The record is from RefSeq and is a predicted model, not a curated record. Gene Ontology annotation, molecular function: nucleic acid binding; RNA-DNA hybrid ribonuclease activity.
AUGGCGAUAACUCUGGCCCGAGAAUGGGACUCAAACCAGGCCCAGGCUGGUUCUCAUAAAGCGACGAGAGCACAGGCCCCACCCCAAUAUCCGCAGGACGCGACUAUUGUAAGAUCAGAUGCAGCUUGGUCCCCCCUUGGUACGAUGGCGGGGCUGGGAUGGGUGCUCCUCUCACCCUCUUCCCAGCGGCCUUUCCACAAACGGGUGGCUGUGGUGAACUCGGCCCUCAUGGCAGAGGGCUUAGCUCUACUUGAGGCCGUUAAAUCAGGGACAAGUGAGCAUCUGAAGAUGGUGGUGUUGGAGUCAGACUCUGUCCAUUUGAUCAGGUCCUUGAAGACCGGCUCUUGCAUACCAGAGCUCUAUGGAGUGGCUGCAGAUAUCUUAUCCUUUGCAUAUGUCUAA